AUGACGUCGCAGCCAAACCCUAUAUUACCUCCAGCACCUUUAGAAUAUCCUAUAGGUGUUGAUGAAGGAAAACAAGAACUAGAGAAUCAGAAGCCGCACAAUGCUUUAAAAGUUGUAGAGGGGAACCAUCAGUCUGCGCCUCUGGCAUCGUUGUUUUCUUACGGUCGUACAACUAGGGGAACUCAAGGUGGCACUGGCUCACCAGCAGAUGCGCAUAAGGACGAGCACGAGGCACAGUCAGUUUCAGAGUUAGACCACUUCUCAUUGACAUUCGAAACACCACGUGAGACUGAAGAACAUCAUAGAGAAGACUGCUCUUCUAGGUAUACAGCACCACCUCUUCAACCACAUAAAAAUAGUAAUACAUCUUCAGGACCUACCGGAUUUGGACCUCCUACUCCUUUCGACGAACAAGCAGUCCGCAGUAUGUUCUACUACGUGUUGAAUCUGGCUUUGUGUCAUACGGUAAUUUUGCAGGAUCAUGGGGCUGGCCGCCAGAAAUUCGAAGCUAGUUCUCCGGAC
Molecule: messenger RNA, 522 nt
Organism: Amoebophrya sp. A25
Lineage: Eukaryota; Dinophyceae; Syndiniales; Amoebophryaceae
Source: the annotation of a GenBank genome assembly